Triticum dicoccoides is the source of this 4593-nucleotide messenger RNA. RefSeq lists its product as uncharacterized. NCBI's taxonomy places the organism in Eukaryota, Viridiplantae, Streptophyta, Magnoliopsida, Poales, Poaceae. The record is from RefSeq and is a predicted model, not a curated record. Gene Ontology annotation, molecular function: mRNA binding; metal ion binding. The coding region runs from base 64 to 4131 and encodes 1355 amino acids. The transcript has 7 exons.
UUUAGGGUUUCCAUCCUCCCCCAUUCCCCCAUCCCCACGCCGCCGCCGCCGCCGCCGCCCGCCAUGAUCGGCGACGACGACCACCCCACCACCCCGCCGCCCUCUCCGCCGCCACCGCCACCGCCGCCGAUCGCGCCAGCUCCGUCCCCGAGCCUCGGCCUGGGGAGGCGCCUGCUCGGCUCCAUCCGGGCCCUCUCCUCCGCCAUCGCCCUGCCCUCCACUCCCGCUGCCGCAUCCUCCUCCUCCUCCUCCUCGCCCAGCCUCGGGCUCAGCCUCCUGCUCCACCUCAAGCCCGACCUCCACCUCCACCACCAGGAACCCCCUCCACCCUCGACCCCCGCCUCCGCCUCCGCAUCCGCCUCCCUCCUCCGCCACCACCAGGACCACGACCAGGAGCAGGACCAGGCCGCUCCAGCCCACGCUCCCAGGGCCAAGAGGGCUCUCCACCUCCUUCCUCAAACCCCCACGACAUCGCCAUCGCUCGCUCCUUCCGCUGCCGCUGCCGCUCAUGCUCAUGGGCUGGGAUUUAGUACCCAGGACCAGGAUGGCUAUGAUGCUGUCGCUGUGGAAGGUCAGGAGGUGCUGGAGCAAGGUGGUGUCGUUGCAGCUGGAAUCAUCGGUCAAGGCACACAAGAUGCCACUGCUGUUGCUGUCGCUGUUGCUCUUGAUGAUGAUGAUCAGGAGAAGAAGCCACUGGGGCAAUGUACUAGUACCACCUCUUCCUAUUGUGAAGAACUGAGAACAACAACCAUGGAGACUGAUGUUGCUAAGGAUGAUCAAGAGGCAGUGGAGCAAGGUGUCAUUGUUGAACAAGAGGGCGCACCCAUGGAUGAUGCCAUUGCUGUUGAUGAUGAUGAUCAGGAGGAGAAGCCACUGGAGCAAUCUAGUACCACUUAUGGUGACUUGGGAACAGCCAUGGAGAAUGAUGCUGCUGCUGCUGCUGUGCAAGUUCAAGAGCAAGUGGUGGAGCAGCAAGAUGCCACCCAGCCAAGGGAUGAAGAUACUGCUGCCGAGGGACAAGAGACGCCGGGAGCUCAUCAGCCGGGAUCAACUGAGAAUGCUGAUGAUGCUGUGCAAGUUCAAGAGGAAGGUGAAACCGCAGAUGCCACUGCUGUACAUGACCAUGACAAGGCAGUGGAGCAAUGCACCACUGCUGAUGACUUGGGAACAACCAUGGAGAAUGAUGUUGCUAAGGAUGAUCAGGAGGUGCUGGAGCAAGGUGUCAUUGACCAAGGGGAUGCAAGUACCAUAGAUGCUGUCAAAGAUCAUGAGGUGCUGCUGCUAGGUGCCGUGGAAGGAACGCGCGCUACCACAGAUGGCAUUGCUGCUGUCGAGGAUCAAGGGAAGAAUGUGGAGCAAUGUACCACUUAUUCUGACCUGGGAACAACCAUGAAGAAUGAUGAUGCUGUGGAUGACAAGCAGGUGGUGAAGCAAGGUGCUGUCGAUUUAACCAUGGAUGAUGAUGCUUCUGUUGAAGAACAAGAGGUGGUGGAGCAAGGCGUUGUUGAUUUAACCAUGGAUGAUGAUGCUUCUGUUGAAGAACAAGAGGUGGUGGAGGAAGGCGUUGUUGAUUUAACCAUGGAUGAUGAUGCUUCUGUUGAAGAACAAGAGGUGGUGGAGGAAGGCGUUGUCGAUUUAACCAUGGAUGAUGAUGAUUCUGUCAAACAUCACAAGCAGCAAGGUAUCAUUGACGGAACCGAUGACAUUGCUGUUGAGAAACAAGAGAAAGUGCUGGAGCAAUGUUCAAGAGCAACUACGGAUCAGUACACUGUCAGAGAAAAGGAGAUGGUGGUGGAACAAGGCGUCAUUGACCCAAAGUACAUGGAUCUUGCCACGGAAGAUCAGGUUAAGUUGUCGAUCAUAGACGACCAUGGUACAGUGCCCAUGGAUAAUAUUGUGGUGAAAGACCAGGAUAAGGCAGUGGUGCAAUAUGCCAGCGAUGCAAUAGUAACAAUCAAGGAUGAGAGUCCUGUGGAGGAACAUGAUACAGUGGGGAAUCAAGGUGUCAUCGACAAAAAUGGCAGAACCAAGGAUGAUAUUGAUGUGGAGGGACAUGGCUAUGUGAAUGAACAGGUCAUCGUCGAUAACUGGGGUACAUCCAGUGAUGCUACUGCUUUGGAAGGUCAGAAGAAUGAGGCUGAGCCACGCAUCGGUGAUGAACAGAUAGCAGGCAAGGACAUGGAUGGUGUUCAUGCUGAGGGGAACAUGUUGGAGCAAAGGACCAGCGAUAAACAGGGAGCAACACAGUCUGAUUUCACUGUUGAUAAGCACAAGGAUGUAGCGGAGUGUGUCCGCCAUGAGUGGGGUGCACCUGAGGAUGAUCUUGCUAUGGACAGGACAGCUUACCAAGGUACCAGAGAUUGGGGUAUAGUUAACAAGGAGAAGGUUAAGCUGCCUGCGGAUGAUCGUGCUAUGGACACGGCAGCUUAUCAAGGUACCGGAGAUUGGGGUAUAGUUAACAAGGACAAGGUUAAGCUGCCUGAGGAUGAUCGUGCUAUGGACACGGCAGCUUAUCAAGGUACCGGAGAUUGGGGUAUAGUUAGCAAGGAGAAGUAUACGUUGCCUGCUAGAAGAUAUCCACAGAAGCCCAGAAAACUUAACUGCCCCUCUUACAUGUCAAAAGGGACCUGCACAUACGGGCCCUCAUGCCACUUCAAUCACCCACCGCAGCUUAAAUCUAGGUCAGAUGAAUCAUGGCGUCCCUCUGAACGAAGAAACCAUGGCGCUGCAGAAAUUCUGGAACUGAACCGCCUUGGCCUUCCCAUUCGUGAAGGAGCAAGAAACUGUGACUACUAUAUGCGAACUGGUGCUUGCAGAUAUGGCAAAAACUGCCAUUUUAACCAUCCAGACCAUGUCAUUGAUGCUCAGUUUAGUCCACCAACAGGGUGGGAGGAUAAUGCUUUGCAAAUGGAGAAAUCUUCUGAUCAUACAUUAGAUGAGACAUCACGCAUGAAGAAAUCUUCCGAUGGUGCGACCUUCGAUGACAGAUCACACAUGAAGAAAUCUUCCGAUGAUGCGACCUUAGAUGACAGAUCACACUUGAAGAAACCUUCCGAUGGUGCGAUCGUAGAUGACACAUCAUACUCAAAGAAGUCUUCUGACCAUGAGAACUCUUCUAGCUCUGGUGUCCUGCCACCAAGCAUAUUUAGAAUGCUUCUACCUCCCCAAAAAGUACUGCCUGGCACGGAAGGAAAGGCGAAAAAGAAGUCAGACUGGUCAUCAGACGAUUCCGAUGGUUGCUGUUCAGCAGAUAGUUCAGAUGGACCUUUGUGCAAGCAGGGGGAGCACGUGGAUUACCCUGAGAGGCCUGGCAGACCAGAAUAUCACCGCCCAAAACAGUCAAAAUACAAAGAAGAGGUAAACUAUCCCGAGAGGCCUGGCAAACCAGAUUGCCCCUUCUACAUGAGAUUUGGUGAUUGUAAAUUUGCAUCAGCGUGCAACUAUCACCACCCAAAAGACAAAUACCCAGCUGGGAGACCUGAUGAACCAGAAUGCCCAUUCCUUAUGAAGCGUGGGUACUGUAAACUUAGGGCACAAUGUAAGUUUUAUCACCCAGAGGCUUCGAGCCCAACAGAUGCAAAAAGAUCUGUUACCACUGAUGAACAUCAUCCAUCUACAAGAACCACAUUACAAGACUAUAUGCUUCCCCAGCAACCGCAGUAUCCUGAGAGGCCUGGUCAGCCAGAGUGCCGGUACUACUUGCAGUUUGGGAAAUGCAAAUAUCUGUCUGCAUGUAUAUUUCACCAUCCAAAAGAUAGACUUGCAGCUCACUCUGAUCAGAUUGGACCUGGCAUGCCAGAUUGUCCUUUCUAUAUGAAAGCUGGGAAAUGUCAAUUUGGAUCAGCAUGUGAAUUUCGUCAUCCCAAAGAUAUACAUUCAAGUUCAACUGCAGAGGAAGCAUUUGAUAAGAGAAGUGGGUCGGGGGCGUAUGAUAGUUUGACAAGGUCAGAUAAUGGCGUGGAGCAACAAGAAGAGAGCAUCAUGUAUCCUGAAAGGCCAGGUGAACCCGAGUGUAACCACUACAUGAGGCAGGGGUACUGUAAGUUCCAGAUGAACUGCAAGUACCAUCAUCCAGGAGACCGGCUGUCUAAGAAACAGUAUGUAUUGAAGUCAUCCGCAGCGACCACUUGAGCAAAGCAGGGACACGCUGGUUACCGCACGAAUGCUACCAACAGAAAGCAUUGUCUUGAUGUGUGAGCAGGUGUUGUUAGAGCAGGCUGGCUGGCUCAAGUGUGGGCGUGACUGACGACUGAAGAGAGGAGUAGGAGGAUUCUGAUGAAUGAACCAAAGCUUGGAGCUAAUAUAAUCGUCGUAGUUUUUCUGGGAGCGAGUAGUUGCUAGUUAUGUCUGAUGAAUGAACCAAAGUUUGAGAGUUAGGCGGUUGCAACAUACUCUAUUUGUGUGGACCAGGCCAGGCCAGGCAAUCAUGAAUUUGCAAACUGUAAUCUAGCAAAGGUGUAGCAUGAAUGAACACCGAUGAGAUGAGAUUACUAGUACUAGUUAAUUAGCAUGAUGAUGUGGUGAGGAUGCACUCAUUUUAUUUUGACACUUUUUAAGGAAGCUUAGCUUUCUUGAAUCAUUUCAUUCUUGUUA